AUGGGCGUGGAGGAAGAGUUGCCUCAUAACCAAGACAAUUUUACGGAGUACUGGGGGGACCAUUUGGUCGACCACGCGCCGUGCUGCUCAUCGAUGCAGUUUGCGCACCUCAAUACGGUGAACAACACUUGGAUGAGCGCACUACAACAGAAAAAAGUGUGCGACCGAGCGCUUGCAGUGAGCGACUCCAGCUCAGACGGCGUCAUAACCGAAACAAUUGUCAUAACGCACUCGAUGGGCAACUUGAUGCUCGCUGGGGCUAUCGCGAACGGGAGGUGCAUGUUGGACGCGAGUUCGACGUGGGUGGGCUUGGCUGGGCCUAUGAAGGGGAGUAUGGCUUCAGACUUUAUUCAAGAGUCUUGUGCUGGAGAAACUAAUAUCGUCUGGGAGAAGAUUGGAAAUGUUACGGGACGAUGCCCUGCGAGUACAGCGCUGAAGUCUCUGGCGUACGAUAAUGGGACCCAUGUCAAUGAGGAGAUGAAGGCAGCGUAUACAGCAGCGCAGGAGGUUUACCGGACUCAUAUCCACGCGUUGAUGUGCAGCAGUUGGUACUCCGGUAUUGCGUCAAAGUACCAGGCCCAGUUCUGGGCGAUAGGCACCAUGGUCCCUCACAAGUCGCGCAAGAAUGACGGCAUGGUCGAGUUUGAGAGCUGCUCCGCCGGGUUCCCGAAGUCCGAAUUCGGUGAGAGCUGGAAAGAUCGUUUCUACAAGACACAUCUGAAUCAUUAUGAUAUGGAGUUUCUAUCAGGCGAUGCGAUCCUCAAUGGAGAGAAAAUGCCUGUGAAGUGGUUCGAGUGUUUGCUAUAA
This is a messenger RNA of Phytophthora sojae, 807 nucleotides long. RefSeq lists its product as hypothetical. NCBI's taxonomy places the organism in Eukaryota, Oomycota, Peronosporomycetes, Peronosporales, Peronosporaceae. The transcript has a single exon. The coding region runs from base 1 to 807 and encodes 268 amino acids. The record is from RefSeq and is a predicted model, not a curated record.